Messenger RNA from Bombina bombina (fire-bellied toad), 930 nucleotides. RefSeq names its product olfactory receptor 11L1-like. The record is from RefSeq and is a predicted model, not a curated record. Gene Ontology annotation, cellular component: membrane. Bases 1 to 930 code for a protein of 309 amino acids. The transcript has a single exon. Gene Ontology annotation, molecular function: olfactory receptor activity; G protein-coupled receptor activity. Gene Ontology annotation, biological process: G protein-coupled receptor signaling pathway. NCBI's taxonomy places the organism in Eukaryota, Metazoa, Chordata, Amphibia, Anura, Bombinatoridae.
AUGUAUAAGAAGAACAAGACAAUCAAUAAAGAUUUUUUGCUUUUGGGGUUUGAGAAUAUUCAAAACUUCAAAGGUUUACUCUUUUUUUUGUUCUUCAUUCUUUAUUGUUUGACAAUAAUAGGAAAUCUACUGAUUAUCUUUUUAGUAUGUGUGAGUUACCAAGUACAAUCACCCAUGUAUUUUCUACUUAGUCAUUUGUCGGCCUCAGACAUUCUGCUAACAAGCACUGUUAUUCCAAACAUGUUACGUGUUCUACUGGAAGAAGGGAGUUCAAUUCCUGUUAAGAGCUGCCUCACCCAGUUUUAUGUAUUAUGCAUUUCAACUAUUGCAGAGUGUUUUCUUCUCAUGAUGAUGUCUUAUGAUCGAUACCUGGCUAUCUGUAGUCCGUUACGCUAUACUUCAAUUAUGGACAACAAUCUUUGCCUCUCCCUUGCAAUCGUAUCUUGGAUUUUAGGUAUAACGUUACCUUUAAUUGCAGUCAUUCCUGUAUUUAAAUUAGUUUUUUGUGGUGCCAAUAUAAUCGACCAUUUCUAUUGUGAUUUUGCCCCAUUAAUGGAGCUUUCUUGCUCAGACACUUAUCUAGUAGAAAUGGAAGUAUUUAUGUCUUCUAUCCCUACCGUGAUCAUUCCAUUCAUUUUUAUUACUGUAACUUAUAUCUACAUAUUUUUUACUAUCAUUAAAAUACCAUCCACCACUGGAAGAAAAAAGGCAUUUUCAACGUGCAGUUCUCACCUGGCAGUUGUAUCUGCUUAUUAUGGCACAUUAAUUAUUAAAUACAUGGUUCCCUUCAGAGGACAUUCAAAUGACUUAAAUAAAGCGGUGUCUCUUCUAUACACAGUGUUUACUCCAUUGUUUAAUCCAAUAAUAUAUAGCCUGAGGAAUCAAGAUAUUAGGAUAGCUAUGAAAAAGCUAUUUAUAACAAAGAGCUAA